AUGAUGUCACGCCGGCGGCCGCACCCACACCUUUUCGGGAAGGGGAGGGGUGAGGGAGGGGAGCGUCAUGGCGUCAAUCCCGAUGCGUGCCGGCUGACGUCAGGACGCGGAGGCCGCGCCGCGCGCAUGCGCCGGGCUCCCCUCAUCCCACUCUGGGACCGGGACUGUUUCGGGUCGGAUCUGCUCGGCGGCCGCUUUGUUCUCCCUGCCCGGGGAGGGGGCGGGCGGUCGAGCCGGCGGCUGGCGGUCUGCUCCGUAUUUUUUUUUAAACUUCACCAUUGUCUCUUUUCAGGAGCUCAAUUGAACGCACAAUUAGAAAACUGGCUCGCCCAAGCACAACCCACUGGGAGGCCAGCUCGAGCCAUCAUUGCACCUCAUGCAGGAUACACGUAUUGUGGAUCUUGUGCUGCUCAUGCUUACAAGCAAGUGGAUCCAUCAAUCACACGCAGAGUUUUUAUCUUGGGACCAUCGCACCAUGCGCCUCUUUCUCGUUGUGCUUUAUCCACUGCAGAUAUUUAUAGAACACCUUUGUAUGAUCUACGCAUCGAUCAAAAGAUUUACGGAGAGCUGUGGAAGACAGGAAUGUUUGAACGCAUGACCAUUCAGAUAGAUGAAGAUGAACAUAGUAUUGAAAUGCAUCUGCCUUACACAGCUAAAACCAUGGAGAGCCAAAAAGAUGAGUUAACCAUUGUUCCCGUUUUGGUUGGAGCCCUGAGUGAUUCCAAAGAACAGAUGUACGGGGAGCUCUUCAGUAAAUACCUAGCUGAUCCUCUAAACCUCUUUGUGAUUUCAUCAGAUUUCUGUCACUGGGGGCAGCGUUUUCGAUACACGCACUAUGAUGAGAGUCAAGGGGAGAUCUACAGAUCGAUUCAGCACUUGGAUAAAAUGGGUAUGGAUAUUAUUGAACAACUAGAUGCUGUAUCAUUUAACAACUAUUUGAAGAAAUACCACAAUACAAUCUGCGGUCGCCACCCAAUUGGGGUUCUGCUCAACGCUGUGGCAGAAUUGAGGAAGAGUGGAAUGAACAUGGCGUUUUCCUUCCUAAACUAUGCCCAAUCAAGUCAAUGCAAAAACUGGGAGGAUAGCUCCGUUAGCUAUGCCGCGGGUACUUUGAUGGUCCACUGAAUCAUCGCUACUCAGGAAAGCCACUGCAUCCUCGGUCUCCUGGUCCCAGCCUUCCCUUAAAGACAUACCUCCAUUAUUUGGAGCUAUCUAAUGUUGAACUUUUGAACUUUCUUGAGGUGUAGUCCCUCAUAGUUUUGACUGACGUGCUUUCUUUGUGUUUUCUUUAAGCUGAAGUGCGGUACUGGAUGACGUGACCUAGUGUUAAGGUGGCCAAUGGCGACGUAUAAAAGUGUAGACACUUAUUUGCUUACAGAUAGAUCUGCAGGUGUGGGUGAGAGUGUACCGUUCAUAUUCCCAUCAGUUGCAUUUAUAAUCUCAAACCAUAGUUACUCAAGAUAUAAGCUGCAGUGCAAACAGCUGCUGCCAACAUUGUAUAAGGUUUUUUUGUUUAGUUGCUAAUAAAGGGCUACACACACCAAAAUGGUCUUAUGAUUUAGAUUUCCUGCUAUCUGAUGUGUAAUCUGAAUUUUGUCACUAACUGUAGUGUUUUUAUUAUCUAUUUUUAAAAACAAUUAAAGUUUAAUUCUUUUCUUGA
Chiloscyllium plagiosum (whitespotted bambooshark) is the source of this 1660-nucleotide messenger RNA. The record is from RefSeq and is a predicted model, not a curated record. Lineage: Eukaryota; Metazoa; Chordata; Chondrichthyes; Orectolobiformes; Hemiscylliidae.